CAUGUCCGCGCAACAAGGAUGGCGCAGAGGAAAGCGAGAAGAACGGUCGCGCAUACCGGAAAAGCAUCGGCAGCACGGAGCAAGGCGAGGCGAUGGAUCGCGCUCGCCCGAUCCGCAUCCGCGACAUGAAGGGUGGCGCGGCGGCGGGGAGCGCUCGCCCGAUCCGCAUCCGCGACGUGAAGGGUGGCGCGGCGGCGGGGAGCGCUUGUCCGAUCCGCAUCCGCGACGUGAAGGGUGGCACGGCGGCGGGGAGCGCUUGUCCGAUCCGCAUCCGCGACGUGAAGGGUGGCACGGCGGCGGGGAGCGCUUGCCCAAACUCCACCAGAGGCAUGAAGGAUGGCGUGAUGUCGGGUCCCGCUCGCCAUAUCUGCAUAGGCAGCGGGAAGGAAGACGUGAGGAGGAGUGACACUCGCCGUACGGUCGUCGGCAGCAUGGAGGAAGGUGGGAUGAGUGGUCACCAUCGCCAGAGAAGCAUUGGCGCGAGACUCGGCGGAAAGAAUGGGCGAGGGCGCACUACUCGCCAGAUCGGCAAGGGCGACGCACGGGAGGGCAGACGAGCCUGA
This is a messenger RNA of Closterium sp. Naga37s-1, 563 nucleotides long. The record is from the annotation of a GenBank genome assembly. NCBI's taxonomy places the organism in Eukaryota, Viridiplantae, Streptophyta, Zygnematophyceae, Desmidiales, Closteriaceae.